Molecule: messenger RNA, 384 nt
Organism: Racocetra persica
Lineage: Eukaryota; Fungi; Glomeromycota; Glomeromycetes; Diversisporales; Gigasporaceae
Source: the annotation of a GenBank genome assembly
AUGAAUCCUUACGCUGUAAAUAGAAUAGAAAGCACUUCACAUGAAGGAAGCAAUGAGAUUGCGUCCACCAGUACCGCCGAAACAAACGUUAAUCCUGAAGUGAAUUCUGAAUCGAAUGAUUCUGUCUCUUACACAUUAGACAAUUCGGAAGUAGGAAACUUAAUUGGGAACAUGCCAGAAUCUAUCACUUCAGAUGUUGAAUCGUCAAUUAAAAACAAUGCUUCAGGAAAUACUUCAAUCAAUCGUACACCAACUAUAAAACUGGAUAAAAAUAACAUAACUCAAAUUGGCAAUAUUGAAAGAAAAAAUGAUGAGUCUGGCAAAAGUGUUUUUAAGAGAAUGGGAAAGAUCUUCAAGAAAAGAAUCAAAAAGGUUUUUAAAUGA